Messenger RNA from Oncorhynchus kisutch (coho salmon), 11971 nucleotides. RefSeq names its product disks large-associated protein 2. Gene Ontology annotation, cellular component: glutamatergic synapse; postsynaptic specialization. Gene Ontology annotation, biological process: signaling. The record is from RefSeq and is a predicted model, not a curated record. NCBI's taxonomy places the organism in Eukaryota, Metazoa, Chordata, Actinopteri, Salmoniformes, Salmonidae. Bases 70 to 3180 code for a protein of 1036 amino acids. The transcript has 10 exons. Gene Ontology annotation, molecular function: molecular adaptor activity.
UAUUCCCCUUGGUCCCCGUCUUGACACUUCGAUGAAGACAGACGCCUCCCUGUCCCCCCAGCCAGGAACAUGAAGGGCUUAUCGGGUGGCCGCUCCCAGCACCAGAUCCCCUCGCCCCAUGGGCUAGACCAGUUUGACCAUCCUCAAGACUUCCAUGGCAUGGGCCACCAUGGCGGAGCCUCUGAGUCGCGCCACUCCUCCUACCUGCUCAGCCCCACCGAGAGCUGCCCAAUGGACUACCACCACCGCUACUCACCACGCAGCUCCAUCCACUCUGACUGCAUGAUGAUGUCCCCCGUCAUCAUGGCACCCUCGUCGGGUGUUGGUGGCGGCGCAGCCAUUGACCACAUCUCCAGCAGCACCUUCCCCAGAAUGCACUACAGCUCCCAGUACUAUGACUCGGCCACGCGGGAUGACUGCGCCGCCAUCACCGCCUCCGCCACCUCCCAUGUUGCUGCUGCCCCCACCACUUCAGCCUUGCAGUACCAGGGCAGCGGCAAGAGCAACCGCAUCCCGGCAAACCUGCUUGACCAGUUUGAGAAGCAGCUGCCACUGCACCGUGACGGCUUCCACACACUGCAGUACCAGAGGACGUCCACCACCACCACCACGGAGCAACGCAGCGAGAGCCCCGGACGCAUCCGCCACCUUGUCCACUCCGUCCAGAAGCUCUUCACCAAGUCCCAUUCCCUGGAGGGCUCAUCCAAGAUGAACGGAACCAAAGGUGAUGGUGGAGGAGGGGGACACCACGGCGGCUCCCAACACAGCCACCACGGAGGCUCCAAGCAUGGCAGCAAGCGAAGUAAGAGCAAAGAGCGCAAGACGCACCGCUCGGGGGGAGCGGGCGGCUUCUGGAGUUCCGACGACAACCUGGACAGCGACAGCACCUACCGCACGCCCAGUGUCAUGAGCCGUCACCAUGGCGACCAUGCCCAUGCCGCCCACUGCUACCCGGACUCCAUGCACCACAGUCACUUUGGGGACCUGUCCCUCAAGACCUCCAAGAGCAACAACGAUGUCAAGUGCUCAGCAUGUGAGAGCAUGGCCAUGACUCCGGAGGGGAAGUUUAUGAAGAGGAGCUCCUGGUCCACGCUGACCGUCAGCCAGGCCAAGGAGGCCUACAGGAAGUCCUCCCUCAACCUCGAGAAACCCAUGAUGCACACAGACCUCAAGCCCUCGCUACGGGCCUGUCACUACCUACAGGUGCCUCAGGAUGAGUGGAGUGGAUACCCAGAGGAUGGAGACCAGGACGAGGAGAUCCCGUGUCGGCGGAUGCGCAGCAGCAGCUACGUCAAAGCCAUGGGAGAAGAAGACAACGACUCUGGUGGCGAAUCUGAUGGCAGCCCCAAGACCUCACCCCAGAAGGCCAUCCGACCCGACGCCCUCGUCCUCAAAUCAGCUAUGCAGAGACCCCACAUAGAACCCCAAAGUCAGAGCUACCACUUGCAAACCACCCGAGACAUGAUGCGGCCCCAUCCCAGUGUCACCCUGGACCCAGCCACCAACUACCCCCAACACCAUAUACCCCUCGGCCCUCAGUUCCGAUCCCGGAACCAGAGCUACAUGCGCGCGGUUAGCACCCUCAGUCAGGCAAGCUGCGUCAGCCAGGUGAGUGAGACUGAGGUCAAUGGCCAGUUUGAGUCAGUUUGCGAGUCCGUUUUUAGCGAAGUAGAAUCCCAGGCCAUGGAGGCCUUGGACCUGCCUGGCUCGUUCCGCACUCGAAGCCACAGUUACCUGCGUGCAAUUCAGGCUGGGUAUUCCCAAGACGACGACUGCUUGCCUUCAAUGACAUCCUCCACUGUCACUUCAACUCUCAGAUCCACAACAGCGGUGACGCACACGCCUAGCUAUAAGGCAAAGACGCCCCCGCCGGUGCCACCUCGCGCCACCUCCAAGCCCCUCAUCUCGGUGACGGCCCAGAGCAGCACAGAUUCCACCCAGGAUGCCUACCACGAGGGAAGGCACCCGCGGGGGAGUAUCCUGUGGGCGCCGGACGGUCUGGGCGGCUCGGGUCGAAACCUCUACAACUCCACUGACAGCCUGGACAGUGCCAAGGCGGUGACGUUGGCCAUGGAGACGGCAGCGGGCAAGCGAAACGCCUCCACGGGCAGCCACAGCUCCGUGCAGACGUGUGACAAGGCGGUGCUCGUGUCCAAGGCUGAGGAAUACCUCAAAACACCACGCUCUUCCAUAGGGAUUCAGGUGGAGACGGCGACAGACUCCGAGUCGGAGAGCAAAGGGCUUCCUCAGUACCAUUCUGUGGGCACCCAGGUGGAGGAUGACAAAGGGCAUGGCAGGUUCAAGCGCUCCAACAGCGUGACGACGGCCGUACAAGCUGACAUGGAACUAGAGGGCUUCCCCACCAUGGAGGACAAGGGCCUGCAGUUUGGAGGGGGCUUGGGCUUCCGCGGGGGCCACUCGGAGCCUAGCACGCCCACCCAGUACGGGGCUGUCCGCACCGUCCGCACCCAGGGCCUCUUCAGCUACCGGGAGGACUACCAGCGCUCCUCCAGCGGACCGCCCAGCCCGCAGCCCGAGUCAUGGCUGACAGAGCCCUCUCUGGAGGGGGCUGAGACGGGCCGAGUGUCCCCCCUCCGCAGGGACGGCAGCUGGUUCAUGCAGCUCCUCCAUAAUGAAACUAAGAGGAUGGAGGGAUGGUGUAAAGACAUGGAGAGGGAGGCGGAAGAGCAUGACCUGUCGGAGGAGAUCCUAGGGAAAAUCCGAAGUGCCGUGGGCAGCGCACAACUCCUCAUGUCUCAAAAAUUCCAGCAGUUCUACUGGCUGUGUCAGCAGAACCUGGACCCCAGCGCCAUGCCCCGCCCCACCUCUCAGGACCUGGCCGGAUUCUGGGACCUGCUGCAGCUCUCCAUCGACGACGUCACUGCCAAGUUUGACGAGCUGCAGGAAAUCAAGAGCAACGAGUGGAGGCCCGUGGAGAGCCCCGAGAAGAAGACACCAUUACAGGAGAGGAAGUGGCCUCCCCCGCUGCCAAAGAGGCCUCCGAAGGGGCGUGGCGGCGUGAUGCGGGAGCGCUCUCUGGACCUGCAGGACCGCCAGCGUCAGGAGGCACGGCGCCGCCUCAUGGCAGCUAAGCGGGCAGCUUCCUUCAGACAGAACUCAGCCACAGAGCGGGCGGACAGCAUCGAGAUCUACAUCCCCGAGGCCCAGACCCGCCUUUGAGGUCCAAGCAUUUACCCCUCUAGCCUGACCCCGACCCCAGCUCUGCCUCCUUCCGGCCCCCAUAUCCCAGACCCAGCCAGUGGGUGUCACCCAGACUCCCUCCUCCCCCUUUCUUUUCAUCUGUGUCUCACUUUCACUUCUUACUGUUUCUCUCCAUCUAUUGCCCUUCUUCUGAUGUCCUCUCCCCUUUAAGACGGAGGUAAUAUUCACCACCCCUCCACCCCAUUAUAAUGAGCUGCUACUACAACCUCCCCUUUAACCGAACUGAUCCACCAUCACAAUUAUAUUUGGCUAAUUACAAGCAAAAUGAUUAUUUUCUAUACUGUAACAAAUUCUCUUGUUGGAAAUGUAUUCAUCCCCCCAAGAGCUUUCGCAUUGCCAUCAUGUAUUAUGAGCCUCUGGGUAAAGUAAGGGUAAUAUCAGUAUUUUCCCACCGUGUUCAAAAGGAAUCACAAAGUGCAACUUUUCUAUGGAGAAUCUCACCAGCAUCAGUGGUCUUGGGCUAAAUCACCCUGUGCGGAAACUACUACUCCCCAGUGGUAGCACAGAGGUGGUGAUGACUCACUGUCAAGAUAGAAGUCUGGAAAUGUCUCCCCCAUGUUUGUGGGUUGUCAGUCAAAGUGGGGGGAAUAUGUAGUGCGAUUGAUCAACACCUGCUAUUGAAAUACCUCAGUCUUGCAGUGGGCACUCUAGGGUAAAAACCAUAGACAUAGAAUUAAAAUCUAUUUCUAUGGGGUCUAUUCUAUUUCUAUGGUAGAGACCAAGGAGUAGUCAUCACAUCUGAUAUGGUCGCACAGCAUCCUGGGUAUAGUAGUUCCGUUGUUAUUCUUGGGACGUACUCACACCACUUUUUACCAGGCUUGCUGCUGCAGCCACUGCCUAACAUUGCUGAGACAUGGGAUGUGAAAAAGACAUGCAGCAGUAACCCAGCUAGCACAUUUAGUUCCUUGGAAGUUGUGGGACAGAAGUUUUUGGUUUCCAACUGAUUCUGGGAACAAAGCCAUAAGUUUCCUGAUCGGUAAAACUGAACGUUUUUAAAACGUUCUGGGAAUGUACAUUUUUAGGUUGCACGGAGGUUCUGAGAACCUUUUACUACGGUUCCCUGAAAGUUUUCCUGGGAGGUUUUAUUAACGUAAAUUAUAGGUUAUUUGAAGGUGAUCAAAUAACGUUGUGAGAACAUUCUCAAAAUAUUGUGAAUGUUUGGAACUAAAUAUUAAGGUUAUUUUGAGGUUUUUUAAUCACUUAAAACGUUCACUGAACGUUUCAAUAAGACUGCUAGCUUAGGUUAACUGUUUUGAACUCCAAGGAGAUAGGACACACGGAAAUGAAUCAUGCAAACACAUGUAUUUUUUUUAUAUUGGCACAGCGUCAGUGAGAUUCAAACCUAUGAUCUUCUGUUCUCUGUCCAUGGAAUUAGUUCACUGCGACAGCAGGAUGGCGCUACAGUAGCAUGCCAUGUUUUUUAAACUCAUACAAAGAUGUUAAUUUUUAGUAUAUUCCAACGGACCCCAGUUCAAAGGAAACUCCUUAAGACCAGGGCGCCCAAUUAUUGGGGACAGCCAAUACACCUCAACACACUUACGAAGAAAGAGGUUAGAGAGAGUUUUGUUGACACUGAGAAUAGAUGUAUAAGAUUUUAAAUAACAUUAUUAUAAUGUUCUUUGAACGCUACAAUGUUUUUUCUUGUGGUUCUUAUGUAACAUUUUCUUAAUGUUCUUAAAACAAUGGCUUUAAAUAGAACCGUGAGGAAACCUGCAGAAAACUUUACACUAAAGUACUGAAAUUCCCACAGAAUAACGUUGUUUCUUAACGUUCUCAGAACUAUUUCAGAAUAAUUCCCAAUGUUGACGAACAUUUCUUUAACAUUACACAUUUUUUUGUUAAAUGUAACCAUGUUUGAACUUUUAGGAAACAUUCUGUUAAAGUAAUGAAAUAACAAGAAAAUAAUUUUUUUUUUGUCAAGUUCCUUAAAUGUGUUGAGAAGGUUCCAAAGCCAAGCAACUAUCCUGUACCAUUCUCAGAAAGUUGUGGGAAGGUUGAAUGCAAAAUAACCAUGGGACAACCACCCGGUCACCAUGCUCUAAGAAACUUAUGGUUCUCAGAACGUAAUGUGCUAGCUGGGACAGUACCUUAGGGCUGCAUUUAUGCAUUUUCAGUUACGAUAACGGCUUUGUCGUAAGGUUGAAACAUGGUUAUGAUAUGGGUUGUACAGUGCAUUUAUUCGUCUGAUCCAUGUUUCCAUUGCAACACUAUUGUAAAACACUUAAAAGGGAAAAAAUGUUUCACAUUUCAUGAAAAAAAAAGAAGUUGACUAUGAUAUAAUGCAUUUUUGCACCUUAUAUAUAUACUAUUCAUGUUUGUAUUUCCAAGGGAAAUGUAGUAAAUGACACUCACAUGAUAUUGUUGCAGUUGAAUUGCAAGGACAAAAAAAUGGAACAUUUGCUAUUGAAUAUGUCUAUGGUGCUGUUCUAUACACAGCAUCAAUCUGCACCUUGAGUUUUGUGUCCCCUGAUGUCCAGUACUAUUGUAAUGAUAAUAAUGGUGAUAAAUAAUGUAAUCUAUCACAUAUAUACCCAAUGACCAACAUCACAAACUACAUUGAACUUGAAUUGUAUCAUAGUGGACGCUGUGAAAGAAUGACUGUCGAUGGGGUGGAGAGAGCAGUGCCCCAACAGACAGAUGACUUAUACCUAUUAGAGACCACAUCACACACAUUCUAUCCCAUCCGGCACACAACAAUCAAGUAUUUUUUACAGAAGUAGUGUGGGACAGACAGGUGCAAAUGUCACUUUAACACUAUCCAGUUACUAGUAAAUGGUGCUGCUUUUUACCUGAAACGGUUGUACCCAGUCCUAUGUGCACGCACGCACACACACACACACACACACACACACUCAAGGACUUUUUAAGAACAGAGAUUUACUAAAAUGGUGCCAAUAGCAUCUGCAAUUAAAGAUGGUGGCUAUUGACUUGCGGGAAGAAAGAAAAAAACAUAUUUGCAAAAUGUCUAUUUGCAUUGUUCAUUUUUGCUUAAAAGUUGUUUAUUGACAAUACAUACGAUGAGGUAUUUCUACUCCCUAUCUUGCCAUGAGCUAAGAGGGUUGCUGUAAUAGUAGCCAUAGUCAAAGGUCUAGGGAAUUCUAGUGAGAGAGAGAGCAAGGCAUUUACAUUUUUAUGACGUCACUCCGUUGCUUUGGCGGUGCUCGUCAACACCACACUUGGAGCUUAUUGUUUCAAUAAACUGUAUAUUUCCUUCAAAAAAUGACUGUACUUAUACUAGAUGACAUGAUAUACUGGCAUUUGUGUUGUACUGCGUGUCAUUGAUAUAGUAUAUCCAUUUACCCAUAUGAACAGUAGAUUGGAUUUUCUUUAGUAUAAUUCAUUUAUUCCCAUAUACUUGUUAUGUUAGGGUUGUAAGCUUCUAGCACCAGUGGUCGACUAGGAAUUUUCAAUAGAAUGUGAUGCAAAAACAGGGUGAGCUGUUAUAUAUCCACAUAGCCUAGAUUAAGACCAUUUUAAUUGCGACCUUUUGAAAGGGCAACACACAAUAAGCAACAGUUCAGUUGGUCAGAUACGUUGCCAGAUAUUUUGCUAAAAAAGGGUGGGAAGUAGUUGAAUAAACUGGGACUUCCCUCAUUCCUCUAUAGCUUCUGGUAAACCACUCAACGUCUCCAAUUUCAUUUCCUGACAUCGGCCUCUCUCUGCUGUGAACCUCAAUGAAACCGUUACGUACCAGACGGCCUUAAACACAUCGAAAGCAAAAUCAUAUACGAAUGUAGAGUCACUAACAAUGCAACAACAACAAAAAGGUCAUAGGAGAUGUGUAGGUGCUGUGUAACAGCAAACAGUACAGUAUUGUGAUUCUAUGUGGACACAAAGUCCAUGUCUGGUCUAAGUGAGGUAACAGCAGAAAGUGAGAGACAUUGAUAGCUUAAUGAAGAGAUUUCAAUUUUUUUUUUAAACAGUCAGAGGUUCCCAUUAGAUUAGAGUAUGAUCGUUGAAAUGACGUCACUUUCACACCCGUGGUGGUCUCAUCUGAGAGAUUCAUAACCACAGGGUCAACAACUGCUGCUAUAGUGACGUACUCGUAACUUAUUCACCACAGUUACCAAUUUGCACACUGAUACAUAACACCAAAUUGAAGAUUAUAUUAAACAUGAUAGAUUGGCCAAGGCAAAUAGUUCAUUGAUCUUCACGUUCUUCUUUCCCCUUUAUCGUUUCCUAGUCUUUAGUUAUUCAUAUUGUGUGAUAUUAUAAUGUAUGGCCCUCUACAUUAGGUGCAUAAAUUGAGACAGCAAUUUUUUGGGUCUUCGUAGAAAGUGAAUUGCCCUUUCUCCAAUCUCAAACAUACUCUAUUAUCAUGUUUGUCCCAUACCGUAUACUUUCUCAUGAUCUAAGGAGGGUUUGCAAGUUUGGCAACUACGUACGAUGGGGGAAAAAAAUCCUUAGGUGCCUUAAAAUCAGACUUACAAGAAUCUAUGAAUGAAUGUCUUAGUUUGAGGUCUUUGGUUGGAAUACGAUGCCAUGCAGAGUGCUUGGCCAUCUCUGGUUGUGUUGAUUGAGUUGUAAUGUCACCUCAAAGGGCUGUUUGGGAGGAAAGCUAGCUUGUUGUUUUUUUCAUCCAAAUGCCUUGAUAUUAGUAGUUUGGAUUAGCAUUGGACCAUUUUGAAUUGUUAUACUGUUGUAUGACUGCAGCACAAGUUGAUAAUUGAAGAGGAUGAGAUGAUGUGAAAAUUGAAUUGAUACAUUUUGUGUGAUUGUUUAAACUAUGCUUUUGGUAAGAUCUGUCAUUGUUGGCAUCCAUUCAUUCUCACAGGUAGAGAUUGUUCCCAUUAAUCAGGGGGGGGGGACAUGUUACCUUUGGUGUAAUCUGCAGGUUUGGUGAUUCAUAUCUAUUGGUACAUGCCCCAAGUUUACGUUAUGUCACCGGUAUGCAAGUGUCUUCGUGAUUGGUACACACUGUGUACACACACAUUUAUCAUCAUGAAAUCUUGUAUGUUGAUGGUCUUUGAUUUAUUUUGACCAACAGAAAGUGCAGCGUAGAAUUUUUUUAUCAGAAUCAAACUGAAUCAAUGUAACAGGAGCAAACAUAGGUUAUGUGUGUACGUGUGUUUGCAUUUGUGUGUGCCCUGCGUGUGUGUGUGUGUGGCUCGGAGGGGGAUGGCAGAGAAAAACAACAUCCCAGGGAGUAUUUUUCCUUGCUAUGAUAUCGUAACCUCGUCCCAGUUCUCAAUGCUUUAUGGCUUAUUAUCGUUACCACAAACUAGAGACUGACUAAACUUGACCUGCUAAAAAGUGCAAUAGUGUUUCAUACAACAGGCAGGCACACAUACAGCUAUUUACCUCAUGGUUUGAGAGUCAGUUACAGUGACAACACACGGCCACCACACGCCUGUGUCCUAUGCAGUAGUCCUGCCAGCCUGCAUCAUGUCCCCAUUUCUACAGACAUUCCCUCUAACGCAUGAUGGCCCCAGUGGAAAUCAAUCUUUGUUUGCUGAUCUUUAUGGAAGUGGACAUUGUCUUAAGGAGGUUGAAGAAUUGAGUUGUUGUGCACAGUUCAAAUCUCAGUACGUUUUCAGUCAUCUUGAUCUAUCUUCAGAAACGUUGGUGUUUGCACACUUACUGGCCAGGUCAUUCUGAAUGCAGCUUGGUAUUCUAUUAAACACACGGUACAUCACCCUCAUCACCCUCAAUAUGCAGUAUGUCCAUGAUGAAUUGCUUUCCUGAUUGCAUUUUAACGAUUGGAAAUAUCCUCCUUUUAAUGCUCUUCAAGACUUAAACGCUAAUCACACACAUAUAAACAGACAUUUAGAAUAACAAAUUGCAUCAUAUCCAAGUUCUUUGGUGUGAUAUUUUGUUCUGCAGCCCUUUUACGUGUGGAACUCUUUUAGGGGCUAAAACGUACAAUGUUCCAUGAGUGACAUUUUUGCUACAUCGUCUUGGGCAAAUGUGUUUGGUGGGCUGUUGUGCUAUAAACCUCAAAGAAGUCAGUAAAGGUGCUGAAGUUAAUUGAACUUGUUUUUUCUUGUUUUCUUUCUCAAGAAUUACAGAGAUUGGUUUAUUCUGACAAUCAGCGCACAAACACAGGUACGCGCACACACACACUACACAGCAGUAAGACAAAAUGUCCUCAAGAUGGCACCCUAAAUUCUUUAUUUUGAACAAUUCAUCUUGAGGUAUUUUGACACCAACACGAUUUUCUAUGGCCCUGUAAACUUUGCUUGAGUUUUUCUUUCAAUUUUUUCCUUUUUUCCAGUGCAGUUGCACUCUAAGAAUGUCUCUCUCUCUCCUCAUAAAAUAUUUGAUUCAAUAAGGAGCACAGUGUUGUUCUUUAUCAUUAUCACUGAUUUUGGCCACUGACCUUCCACAAAAUACCAUGGGCACUUUCUUAAUUUCCUUGAGGCAAUGUUAUUUUAUUUUAAUUUUAAAAGGUUUUAGCGAAUCAGAGCUGCUUUACAUUGAAAACCACAUGGACUGAAUGUGCCCACUGCCCGUUUAGCAAUAAGCUUCAUUCAAUGCAUUGUAGCUUUUACAUCACAACAUCUACAGUAUGGCCUUCUAAUUUGACCUGCCACCCAAACACUUUAUUCCUUAGUCAAUGCCAAUGGAGGGUUCUGCCUACAAGGUCUCCCAUUCCCCUGCAAUUACCUAGGCCUACAUGUACAGUGCCUUUGGAAAGUAUUCAGACCCCUUGACUUUUUCCACAUUUUGUUAUGUUACAGCCUUAUUCUAAAAUGUAUUAAAUUGUUUUUUUCCACUCAUCAAUCUGCACACAAUACCCCAUAAUGACAAAGGAAAAACAGGUUGUCCAUUUUUUGGGGGACUUGUCCAGAAGCCACUCCUGCUUUGUCUUGGCUGUGUGCUUAGGGUCUUUGUCCUGUUGGAAGGUGAACCUUCACCCCAGUCUGAGGUCCUGAGCGCUAUAUAGCAGGUUUUCAUCAAGGAUCUCUCUGUACUUCCUCCGUUCAUCUUUGCCUCGAUUCUGACUAGUCUCCCAGUCCCCGCUGCUGAAAAACAUCCACACAGCAUGAUGCUGCCACCACCUUGCUUCACCGUAGGGAUGUUGCCAGGUUUCCUCCAGACGUGACGCUUGGCAUUCAGGCCAAAGAGUUCAAUCUUGGUUUCAUCAGACCAGAGAAUCUUGUUUCUCAUGGUCUGAGACUCCUUUAGGUGCCUUUUGGCAAACUCCCAAGCGGGCUGUCAUUUGCCUUUUACUGACGAAUGGCUUCCGUCUGGUCACUCUACCAUAAUAUUUGGUGGAGUGCUGCAGCGAUUGUUGUACUUUUGGAAGGUCUCCCAUCUCUGCAAAGGAACUCUGGAGCUCUAUCAGUGACCAUCGGGUUUUUGGUCACCUCCCUGACCAAAACCCUUCUCCCCAAUUUCUCAGUUUGGCCGAGUGGCCAGCUCUAGGAAGAGUCUUGGUGGUUCCAAACUUCUUCCAUUUAAGAGUCAUUGAGGCCACUGUGUUCUUGGGGACCUUCAAUGCUGCAGAAAUGUUUUUGGCACCCUUCCCCAGAUCUGUGCUUCGACACAGUCCUGUCCUUCGACCUCAUGGCCUGGUUUUUGCUUUGACAUGCACUGUCAACUGUGGGACCUUAUAUAGACAGUUAUGUGACUUUCCAAAUCAUGUCCUAUCAAUUGAAUUUACCACAGGUGGACUCCAAUCAAGUUGUAGAAACAUCUCAAGAAUGAUAAAUGGAAACAGGAUGCAACUGAGCUCAAUUUUUAAUCUCAUAGCAAAGGGUCUGAAUACUUAUGUUAAGGUAUUUCUGUUUUUUUUAUAUAUAUAUAUAUACAUUUUCCUAAAUUUCAAAAAGUCUGUUUUCGCUUUGUAAUUAUGGGGUAUUAUGUUUAGAUUACUAAGGCUUGUUUUUAUUUAAACCAUUUUAGAAUAAGGCUGUAACGUAACAAAAUGUGGGAAAAGUGAAGGGGUCUGAAUACUUUCUGAAGGCACUGUAACUCAACUAUAUGGACAUUCGGGGCAGAUGUGAAUUCAUUGUUCACAUUGACAGUCGUUGUGUUUUUAGCCUUUAAAAGCCAAUACAACUUUCACAGGGAAAAGAAAGGGCAUCAUUUACCUGUGCAAUUUUUUAUUUUUGCUAAAUGUUUUGCGAGGGGAGAUAGCUUUUCACUGUAUGUUUACUUACCUAUGGUGAAGAAUUGAUUGUUUUGUGGGUAUAUUUAAUAAAUGGCCUCUCAUGGGUUUUGGAAUGUAACAUGGAAGAAAGAGUUUGAUUGGAUAAAGGUAGAUGUUUAGCUUAAACUAUUUUGAAUUGUUAGAUAUCACAUCAAUAAUAAGGAUGAAUAUAAUGCCAAAUAUUCAUUAUUUGUACAGAAAUAUACAAAAAUACAUAUAUAAAUUCAUGCCUAAUUUAAACUAUUUUCCGCUCUUGAGUCGACCAUGUUUUUGUUGUCUGAACUUUCCUUUGUCUGUUUUUUUUUUACAAGGACUUAAGACAGCAUGCCUGAUAGUGAAAUGUAUGUAUGAAUGUAUUAUCUGAUGUUUCAUUGCUGUUCAGUAUUGCAGCAUUCUACAGAUUGUUUUGUAUUUGACUAAUUUGCUGUUUAAGUUACUAUUUCAAUUUAAAUUAUAGAUUUGGUUAUCUGAAAUGAUUGUUAACCUUUCUUUUCUCAAUAAGAGUUUUUGAACUCUUGAUUUGAUUUGAUUAUUUUCCUGCUUUAUCAAUGUGCUUCAGUAUUUUUAUGCUAUAACUUAUCAAUCUGACUCUUUGAAUUAAGUAUUGCUAAUGACCAUCUUUUGUAAAUAGUUCUGCAAAUAAACAUUUUUGGA